Molecule: messenger RNA, 1014 nt
Organism: Prunus armeniaca (apricot)
Lineage: Eukaryota; Viridiplantae; Streptophyta; Magnoliopsida; Rosales; Rosaceae
Source: the annotation of a GenBank genome assembly
AUGUCAAUGCAUCAAUCUGAAUCUAAGUUUAUCCAAAACAUCAUUGAAGAGAUUUCAAAACACGUAUUAAACCGUGUGCCUUUGGAAGUGGCAGAGCAUCCAGUUGGAAUGCAACCUCAAAUACAAGUUAUGAAUAAGCUUUUAGAUUUGAGGGAAAAUGAUGUUCGUAUGAUAGGGGUAUGGGGAACUGGUGGAAUUGGUAUGACCACAAUUGCUAAAGCUGUUUAUAAUUCAAUUGCCCACAAAUUUGAAGGUUGUUCCUUUUUGGCAAACGUGAAUGUUGAUAAAGGAGUCACUAUGACAAAGGAAUGGUUGAGGCGUAGAAAGGUUCUCUUGGUUCUUGAUGACGUGGAUGACAUGGAACAGUUACACAGAACGUUCAAAACAAGUGAGCCUUCUUUGGCUUCGAAAGUUCCCGGUUCAUGUCUCUGUGGUGGAGAUAUAGAUAAAUGGAAAGCUGCAUUGGAGGGUUUCAAAAGCCCAAAAAUUCAAGAUGUUCUCAAAACAAGUUACAAUGCCUUGGAUGAUAUUGUCAAGGAGGUUUUCCUUGACAUCGCUUGUUUCUUUAAGGGUAAAAGUAGAAACUAUGUGAUAGAAGCUUGUGAGCUAAACACUAGAUAUGGCAUUGAUGUACUCAUAGAAAAGGCCCUCGAGUCGCCCACUGAACCCGGAGGACGUAGCAGAUUGUGGUUCCAUAAAGAUGUCAAGCAUGUUCUGACUAAUAAUAAAGGAACAAAUAAAAUCACAGGCAUCAUGUUAAAUUUCCCCAAAAAAAGUUAUGAGAUAUUCUUGGAUGUUGGCAGAAGCUUCUCGAAGAUGAAAAAUGUUAAAAUUCUCAUGAACUACAACGUAUACCUUUCUGGAGACCCUAGUUCUAUCCCAAACAAUUUGAGAGUGCUUGAUUGGAAAAGAAGUCCACUUAUGCUAGCUCCUAGUUGGUUAAGUGAUUAUCUUGUUGAUGAUCUGCUUGGAAUUGUUCAUUCUAGAUUGGUCUGUUUAGACCAGGUUGUGUAG